AGCUGCUGGGAGCGGCAGUGCCCAGCAGGCGGCCGGAGCGGGCCAGCCAUGCAGUACCAGGCACCCGGGCCGGCCGCCGGGCCUCCCCUGUACGCGCCCACCCCGCUGCUGCAGCCGGCGCACCCCACGCCCUUCUACAUCGAGGACAUCCUGGGCAGGGGCGCCCCCGUGCCGCCCGCGCCGCCGCCCGCCCUGCCCUCGCCCAACUCCUCCUUCACCAGCCUGGUGGCCUCCUACCGGACCCCCGUCUACGAACCCACCCCGAUCCACCCGGCCUUCUCGCACCACCUGGCCGCCGCCACCUACGGACCCGGCCCCUACGGCGCUGCGGCCGGCAGCCCUCUCUACCCUUUCCCCCGCGCCGUCGGCGACUACUCGCACGCCCUGCUACGGCACGACCACCUGGGGAAGCCGCUGCUCUGGAGCCCCUUCAUGCAGAGGCCGCUGCACAAGCGCAAAGGCGGCCAGGUGCGCUUCUCCAACGACCAGACCGUCGAGCUGGAGAAGAAGUUCGAGACGCAGAAGUACCUGUCGCCGCCCGAGAGGAAGCGCCUGGCCAAGAUGCUGCAGCUCAGCGAGAGGCAGGUCAAAACCUGGUUUCAGAACCGGCGGGCGAAAUGGAGACGCCUCAAGCAGGAGACUCCUCAAGCCAGCAAAAAAGAAGAACCGGAGAGUGGGGACGGGCAUCAAGAUCCAAGGCAAGAAAGCUGUCUAAACUCUGAGCCAGAGAAAGAGGCAUCGCCCCAUGUGCCACGGUACACCCCCUCACCAGCUUCCCCGGAAGAGCUGGAUUCCGACGUCUCGGAAGAUUCUGAUCAAGAGGUGGACAUUGAAGGUGACAAGAGUUAUUUCAAUGGUCCCCAUCCAUAGGGACCCUUUUUAAAAACAACGAACCUUCUCUCCGCUUGCACUUUAAGAGGAGUUGGAUUGACUAAAAAUGAUUUUACUUCAAAAAGGAAAAAAAAUCCUUCAGACUGAGAAGGAAAACUAACAUAUUUUGUAACUCUAAAGGGCAGUGUUUUUGUUUAGAUAAUCUAUUGAUAAAUGGGGGCAGAUCCUUUGGCUAAAGGAAGGAUCCUACUUCCAAACUGUGUUAUUUGUAUAGUGAUGGUUUUUACAUCCACUUGGGGAUAUAAAAUUACAUCCUCCUCCAGGAAUUGCUGGGUUUCAGUCCAAUGAUCCCCAGCCAGAAGGAGGAAAACAUGCUUGAUUUCAUAGGAAGGACUUCAUGUCUGGCUUGCAAACUUUUGCAAAGAUUUCCCAGAUGGAAAGGAAUGUAGAGUACUGAAACAAGGUUUUAUCUGUUGGUUGCGACAGCAGUUUUCAUUACAAGGGGGUGGGUGAAGAGCUGGUGUGGCAUACCGGAUAACAUGUCAGAAUGUACUGGGAAGACCCAGAUUUGUGACCCUUCUCAGCCAUGAAGAUCAUGUAGUGAUCUUGGGUCUGUCAUUCUUUCUCAACCUACCUCACAGGGUUAUUGUGAGGAUAACAUGGAGUAGGAAAAGCUAUCUAUACCGCUCCAAACUCCUUAGAGAAAGGGCAGGAUAGCCAGGAAUAGAUGUGUCCUCUCAAGUGCCUUCUGCUGUACCUUUUUUGCCUUCAAGGCCUGAUUCUAAGUGUGCAUUCUGGCUUAAGAAUGUAAGAAGAGAUCAAGGUCCACCUAGUCCAACGAUCUUUGCAAGAACUUCAGUAAACAACAUCCUUCUGCCCACCACCUCUGCCUCAUUGCUUAAAACAAAUCUAAGAAGAUCCCUGCUGGAUCAGAUGAUGGUCCAUCUGGACCAGAAUCCUGUUUCCCACAGUGAUCCACCAGAUGCCCCAGACACAAGAGUAUGGACUGAGACCUUUUCCUGCAAAGCAUGUGCUCUACCACUGAGCCAGACAUCUUCCCUCCAAUAUUCAGGCCAAGCUAUUGUCAAUUUCUUCUUCUUCUUCUUCUUCUUCUUCUUCUUCUUCUUCUUCUUCUUCUUCUUCUUCUUCUUCUUCUUCAGAUGUGUAAUAGUUAAAGGCUCUCUCUCUACAUGCCUAGAAGCCCUGCUUCUAAUAAUAAUAAUAAUAAUAACAUUCAAUUUAUAUACCACCCUUCAGGACAACUUAAUGCCCACUCAGAGCGGUUUACAAAGUGUUAUUAUUAUCCCCACAACAAAACACCCUGUGAGGUGGGUGGGGCUGAGAGAGCUCCUAGAAGCUGUGACUAGCCCAAAGUCACCCAGCUGGCUUCAAGUGGAGGAGUAAGGAAUCAAACCCGGUUCUCCAGAUUAGAGUCCCGCACUCUUCUUAACUACUACACCAAACUGGUGGCAGAGGCUAUACAAAACCAAGAGAGAGGUUGAGGAUAUAAAAAAUAGCCACAUACAAAUACAAGCUAUUCCAGAGGAGCAGCCACGGCAGCCUAUUGCAGAAAAAAUCAAUAGGCACCUGAAAUGCUUACACAGUUUGAUUCCAGCUAAGGUGUUUGUGAACUACAACCUGCUUCUUCAGACGCAAUGCAGUGACUCCUUAUAUAAGAGGUAUUGGAAGAACCAGCAAGGGCGAAUGCACUGUAAAAUGCAGGAAACAUGGAAUGAAAUGUAACCAUUCACUCAUUUUGCUAAUGCCUGUGCUGCGUGGGGGGUUCCAAGGCCCCUUGAUCCUGCCCCCCCAACCUCCUUUUUGCCAUGUGUGGAGCCACUGCAUUACAUCAGAGGAACUGGACUCUAGUCUACAGUAGCUUCAUUUGGAAUAAUAUUAUUUUCACAUAUGAAUCAGGCUCUUCCAUGUCAGAAUUCUGAAAUUCCCCUGGAGACAGACUGAAAAAAACUGAAGGACACCAUCACAACUGAGCAGAAAGGCAGGAGCCAUUGACCACCUCUGUCAGUGGUUUCUCUCCAAUUAUCUUCUUUUUCUUUUAGGAACUAAUUGUUUAAUCUCCAGGGACACUCAGGGCCUGAAGGGAAGAGGAGAGAAACUGGCACGAGGAGAAAAGUGUUUAGGGGCUCCUUUUCCCUGUGUGGUUGCCUAUGACACUUUCUAGGUUUCAUUGCUGGGGUUCUUUUUAGAAUCGUCGUUUUUAGGACUGCAGCAAAAGAAAGCAAUCCCACGCUUGGUCUAUUCAGUGGGACUUACUUUCAGGACAGAGUCCUUAGGCCUGCACUGUGUCUGUCCCCUCUGCCACCAGCUCAGUUGGCCAAGUUAUGACCUCUCAGCCUCCAGUCUGCAAUACUGGCUACCUUAUAGGAUUUUUAGGUCGAUUACUGAAAUUAUGUUUGGGAAGUGGUUUGAAUGUUUAAACUAUAAAUUAGCUACGUGGGCAGUUUCUCUCACCCCCUGAGCAUCAUACACAGCCUACAUCUGCUUAGGAAACGAAGGAUCUUCCCCCUCCAGUGGAUCUCCUGGGCCUUUAAACAGCUGCAUAGGCAGAGAGAAACCCUAGUUCUUUGCUCAUCACAUCUGCUUCUUAAGGGGGGGAUUAUCUGUUGAUGUUUUCCCUUUCGCUAGGUUAUUAAACAACACAGCUGUAUGGCUAUGGGAAUGGGCUAAUAGUCUGUCUCUAACUAGUCGCUGAAAUGACUUCGAAUUAAACCUAUUAAUUAUGGCCUGGUUUCUUACCUUGUACAAUAGGAUGGAUGCAUCCUUGCAGGCUCAUUACUUCUGUUUGUAUCAUGUAUAUAUUGUUUUUAUUGUUAAACGGUCUGGUAUUUAAUAUUAAUUUUGGAUAAAGCAGUUGUGAAAUAAAACUGAAUUUGAGCUCU
Messenger RNA from Eublepharis macularius, 3731 nucleotides. It is a transcript of the gene HHEX, whose product is annotated as hematopoietically expressed homeobox. The record is from RefSeq and is a predicted model, not a curated record. Gene Ontology annotation, biological process: regulation of transcription by RNA polymerase II; cell differentiation. The transcript is spliced from 4 exons. Gene Ontology annotation, molecular function: DNA-binding transcription factor activity, RNA polymerase II-specific; RNA polymerase II cis-regulatory region sequence-specific DNA binding. NCBI's taxonomy places the organism in Eukaryota, Metazoa, Chordata, Lepidosauria, Squamata, Eublepharidae. Bases 49 to 870 code for a protein of 273 amino acids.